AAUUUAUUCAUGUAUCUGUGAUGUUACUCCUUGAAUAAUGAGAUCCAAGUAAACGGUAAACAUACAUACAUUAUGAAUAAGAACAUAUCAUCCCAUGGAAUCGUUUGAUGAAAUAAUGGAGAAACUUACAGAUAUAGAGUUGCGGGAUAUAGAUGUCACUGAGUCACGUCCAAGACAAAUAGGGGGUGAACAUCAUGUUGUAUAUCAGGAGAAUGACAUUGAGACCGCUUUAGGAACUAUACAUGUGGCUGUACAUGGAGACGUCACCAAACCUGCCAUCCUCACAUAUCAUGACAUUGGACUCAACCAUUUGACUAACUUCCAAAACUUCUUCAACUACUCUGAGAUGCGUCCCAUUCUGAAGUCAUUCUGCUUGUACCAUGUCAAUGCCCCUGGCCAACAGGAAGGAGCUGCUACUUUGGCUCAAGGUUUUAUUGUUGGCGAAGAUUCAGAGGGACUCCUGGAGAACCCAAGCAAUGAUACGACGGAUGAGAUUAAAGAGGGCUAUAGCAUUGAUCUUUCAAAAAACAGUGGGAGCCUCCAUUUCCCGAACAUGGACCAAUUGGCAGCACAGCUUCUUCCCGUAUUACAGUUUUAUAAUCUGAAGAGGAUCAUGGGAUUUGGAAUGGGCGCUGGUGCCAACAUCUUGUCCAGAUUUGCAUUACAACACCCUGAGCGUGUAGAUGCUCUCUUCCUUAUCAACUGUACAGCUUCAGCGCCUGGGUGGACAGAGUGGGGAUAUCAGAAGGUUAAUGCCUGGUACCUUCGCAGUGGUCACAUGACAGCUUUCACAGAGGACUACCUACUCUGGCACUGGUUUGGAUCUACGACAAAGAACAGGAACCAAGAUCUGAUGAAAGUCUACAAGGAUUACAUUAAACAGAUCAAUCCCACCAAUCUAGCAGCAUUCAUUGAGGCAUACAUGAGACGUACAGAUCUUGGUAUACAGCGUGACUUGACUCACAAGCACUCAGAAGUCAAACAGUUCAAAUGUAACGUAAUGUUGAUCACCGGGGACUACUCGGGACACUUAGAUGACAUGGUUAAUAUGAAUGGAAGGCUUGAUCCCACUAACUCUACUUGGAUGAAGCUGGCUGACUGUGGAGGUAUGAUCUUGGAAGAGAACCCAGAGAAAGUGUGUGAAGCAUUCAGACUUUUCCUGCAGGGAAUGGGAUAUGUACCAACAUUAAGCCAGACAGCCAUUGUUGCAUCAAAGAGCCAAGCAAGCCGCACACAAUUUAUGACGCAGGAACAACGUUUCACUCCCCAGAUGGCGUAGUCAGCUAAAAUACACAUCGUCAAACCUCACAGGAUACAAUUUGCAAACCAAAUCCAGGAUUCUAUAAUGAAAGACAAAUCCAAUAUUUUGAGGUAUUUUUAAAACCAAAAAAUGAAAAAAAUAUUUAGCAGUAAAGCAGAUAAAGCAAAGUUAAUAGUAAGAUAAACAAUAUAGUUUGGAAUUUAUUGAUGAAAGAAGUAGAGUGCAUAUUAAGCAUAAUACAGGUUAAAGCUCCUUUUUUGCAAAAAAGUUAGAAUAGACCCUUCCCA
Molecule: messenger RNA, 1548 nt
Organism: Owenia fusiformis
Lineage: Eukaryota; Metazoa; Annelida; Polychaeta; Sabellida; Oweniidae
Source: the annotation of a GenBank genome assembly